AUGCCAGCCAUCGCCACUCCCAAGGUCUUGCCGGCUACGAAACCGGGCCAGUCAUCAAGCACCUCGACCUUUAACGUCAAGUCUGAACAAGAUUGCCACGACCUCUUCUCGCGCGAGGUCUCAGCCCUACCGGAGCGUGAAGUGUCCACCGGCAGCCAUGAAUCGUCACCCUCCGAAAGCCGAGUGAAUUUUCUUCCUCGCGAAUCGUCAAAGACCGACGGAACGACAACAAACGUCUGGAUAGCAAGGACGGUGAAAUCCGCCAUGGCUGAUAUCCUCACCGGACCAUGA
Molecule: messenger RNA, 291 nt
Organism: Ilyonectria robusta
Lineage: Eukaryota; Fungi; Ascomycota; Sordariomycetes; Hypocreales; Nectriaceae
Exons: 3
Coding region: 1-291 (96 amino acids)
Source: RefSeq, a predicted model, not a curated record